UCCAGUAGAAGCUCUCUGCUCCAGUCCCACAACACCGUUUACUCAUUGAGCGCUGAAGCUCGUUGUGGUCGCUUCACUGCGAACAUCAGAGUUUGGGAAUAAAACCCUUACGUUUGGAUUGCUUUGCGUCGUCGACUAGCCAGUGUGAGCUGCCUACAUAUUGCAUCGAAUCUUCCGGCUACUACCUGUUCAAUAUCGGACGUUGCCCAGACAGAAGAUGGAUUGUGUUGGGUGGUUUUGGACUGUCGCCUUUCUCCUGCUGUGCUCUGCUGGAAAGAUCUACGUGGAGGCAAGCCCCGGGGUGAACAACACCCAACAGCAACAUCCACAGAACGUCUACCAUGACAUCAGUGUCACCAGGAACAAGAUAGUGACUGCACAGUUCGAGUGUUACCAGAAGAUCAUGAAGGACAGCAGCCCCAACAGGCUUGACUCUGACGUGUCGUACGUGUCCGAGCCCGUGUGUAACCGGACGUGGGACGGCUGGCUGUGCUGGGACGACACUAGGGCAGGGUACACCUCAGAGCAGCACUGCCCAGACUACUUCCAAGACUUCGACCCCUCAGAAAUGGUGACAAAGAUCUGCACAGACAAUGGGAACUGGUUUUUGCAUCCUGAGAGCAACAGAACAUGGACUAAUUACACCAGGUGCAACGAGCACACUAGCGAGGGCAGAAUGACUGCAAUGAAUUUGUUCUACUUGGCGCUCAUCGGACAUGGCUUGUCUUUGACCUCUCUGUUGAUUUCCCUGGGAAUAUUCUUCCACUUCAAGAGUUUGAGUUGCCAAAGAAUUACUCUGCACAAAAACCUUUUCUUUUCGUUCGUGCUGAAUUCUGUCAUCACCAUCAUUUGGUUGACAGUUGUGGCGAACAACCAAGAGUUAGUGCAGAGAAAUCCAACAAGCUGUAAAGUGUCCCAGUUUAUCCACCUGUACCUCUUUGGAUGCAACUACUUCUGGAUGUUGUGUGAGGGGAUCUAUCUCCACACCCUGAUCGUAGUCGCUGUGUUUGCAGAGAAGCAGCACUUGAUGUGGUACUAUCUUCUUGGCUGGGGCUUUCCUCUGAUCCCGGCCUCCAUACACGCUAUAGCACGCAGCUACUAUUACAAUGACAACUGCUGGAUCAGCUCCAACACAUCUCUGCUCUACAUCAUCCACGGACCCAUCUGUGCUGCUCUCCUGGUAAAUCUGUUUUUCCUGCUCAACAUUGUGCGCGUCCUGAUCACCAAGCUGAAGGUGACCCACCAGGCAGAGUCCAGCCUCUACAUGAAGGCUGUGAGGGCCACCCUGAUCCUGGUGCCGCUCCUGGGGAUCCAGUACGUGCUGCUGCCCUACAAGCCCGAGGGCAGGGGCUCCUCCGAGAUCUAUGACUACAUCAUGCACAUCCUCAUGCACUAUCAGGGGCUGUUGGUGGCAACCAUUUUUUGUUUUUUCAAUGGCGAGGUGCAGGGGGUUCUGAGGAGGCACUGGAACCAGUACCGCAUGCAGUUUGGGAGCACUCUGACCCAGUCUGAAGGCCUGCGCUCAGCAUCCUACACAGCCUCGUCCAUCACGGAGGUGCAGGCUUGCUACAGCAUCGACGGACACACGGAACACUUGAACGGUAAAAGCUGCCACGACACGGAUUCCUCCAUCUUGAAGGCGGACAACCCCUUUGCCUAAAGAUGCGACUCCUCACACGAAGACCCCCCCCCACCCUUUUUUUUUUGCUGCAUCAACACAAAGGGGAGGAAAGUAGAAGGAAGGUAAACAGUGGCUUUUGGCUUCUCGUACUUAACACACCGGAAAAAAAUUGCUACCUUUUUGUUGUCAUCUUGAAAUGAGCACUUCGAGAUGUUUUUUUCUGCUCACUUAAAUUUACUGUCUGCAGUAUACAGUGUCUGAAGCUACUUUCAGCUUUUCACAACGAGCCAAAUGUAUAUAUUCCGGUCAUUCGUCUUAUAUGAGCCAAAUAGUCAAAUACAUUACAAAAUAUAUAUAUAUAUAUAUAUACACACAAAGUAUUUUACAUGAACAAAACAUUAAAAAGGGGAUAGGUGUGAAUUGCUCAACCGGCCUCGUUAAUGUAAUAUCAGUUCCUUCUCAGUGAAAGCCUUGAUUCAGUUUGCCAAAAAGUAUUUGUAUGUUGUGCCAAACUCAAAACUGUGUGUAUACCUAGAUACUAAUGCUAGCAUUCACUGUUAUCGUGCAGAUAAGACUUUGUCACACCGUCAGAUUUAUUUUGCUUGGUCACUUAAAUAACACAUAUAUAUAUAUAUAUAAUACUGUAUAUAGUUAUUUUGUUAGACAAAAACAUUGAAAAUAAUUUUCAAAAUUACAUUUUACAUUAUGUACUACAAAAACAAAAUAUAUUACUGUCAAUUGUGAGGCUGGAUCAACAUCAUUUGUUGUGACAUCACAACUUAAAUCAAACAUCCAUCAUAACUUAUAUACAACUUGUUGCUGGAGCUUUAACUUAUCUCCCUCAGGUGCAUAUUGAUAAGCCUUUAGACCGCACCCAAGAUUCAGAUUCACACACAACAAAAGUAUUAUCUACAGGUAUUCAAUGCCAUAUUUUUGUGUAACAUCUUGAAGAUAAUUCUCAACUGAGAAUUCAUAUGAAAUGUCUUUUUAGCAGAAGUUUUCCCAAGUCCUCAAAAAGUACUACUUUACUAGCAUUAGUUAUUAAAUAAUUUUUCAUAUUAAGGAGGCACUUUGGUCUGCAAUAAAUUAUUUAUACUAAAAACUGAGUGUAGCUGGUUGACAUGGUAAACACAUCAUUCCAGGUUUACAGCUUUGAAAAUUUGAUCACUUUAUAUAUAUUUGUUUAACACAACCUUGGUUCUCACUGGCAUGUGAAAACGAUGUUUAUCGUACAGUAUUACAGCGUUUGCUAGAGCUAUUUUACACAUUUGUGCUAUUUUAGCACAGAAAUGUUGCCUCAAUUUGGGUUCUUGGAUUUAUACACUAGGAGUUGUCAGUCAUGAGAGGAUCUAAAAUGAACAUCAUACAAAAAUAAUGAGCAGAUCAAGUAGGCACCAAUGUCUUUUGCUAAAAAAUUCUGAGGCAUGAAGGUCAGAUAGCUCAUGUUCAUAGGAAGAGGUGGCUUCAAGGGAGGGAGGCUACUGUAUGUUUCUGCUUCAGAAGUGAUCAAGAUCAUAUGCAUAGAAAGAGGAGAAUCUAGACAAAUCUAGACAAGGCACAGCAAAGCAAUUCCAGUUUUUUUUUAGAUCAUCACUAAUCAUUCAGAAGUUUUCACAACCUAACAUUUUUACUUGGGUGCAUUUUAGGGUUGGUAGAUCAUACGAAAAUAUUUAAAGUGCCUCUUUAAUAUGAACAUGUUUUUGAUUAUUUUGACUUUCCAGUCUUGGUGUUUGAACAUACAAACUAUUAAAACUGUAUAUUUUGUGACACACUUGGUUGUUGAACACAGGUUAUGGAUUAGUUUCUUGUGUAUCAUGUACCAAUCUAUCUACCCUUGAUCAUUUGCUCUAAAUACUUAAUAGCUGAUGUAAACUACUUAUUAUUUCAACUCACAGGAUUGCUGAUCUGCUUAAGUUAAUUUUCAAUGCAAACACUCCUAAAUAAAAACCAAGUUCAUCACAAAUAUCUUAAGGUACAUGCUUUGCAUAAUAAUGUUUUUUAUAAUGAUCUCAGUCAUCUAGAGUAGCGAUAUCGUUAUCAACCUUUGGGUUCAUUAUGUUUAAGCCACUAAAUUGUUUCAUUAACCUUGGAAGCUUAUCUCCUAAUUUUAAAGAAAUGUUUCUCAUUUGUAUUUCUGACUUCUAAUUGGAAUUGUGUUCACAAUUGAAUGUAUAUAGUAAUUAACAUCAACAAAGUGUGUGUAAUAUCUGUUCUCUAUCUGAAUGUAACUUUAAUGUAACAUCAAGUGUGGCUUUGGCACCAUCAUACUGUAUGUCUACGAUAUUAUGUACGGUUUUCUGUGUACUUUACAUUCCUGUAUUGGCAGUACAGUAGAUAUACCAUACUCUACAACCUACAGUACACCUUUUCUAUUAUGUGAAAUCUAAUACUCAUAUUAGACAUCUUCAUUUUCUCUGAUAUCCAAAUCAAUGAUUCAAAUUCUGUGGUUAUUUAACGUUGCCGUCCAAAAUGCUGGAGACCGCUCACAUUAUGUAAAUAUGUGGUGAACCUUGUGGUUCAGAAUGUGUGGCGGGUGUGAGAGCUUUGUGUACACAGUGUUCAGGUGUGUGCUCUGAGACAUUUAAAUACAAAGCAACUGUCUUGUGUGAAAGUGUGUGGGAUGUUUUCAAGGAAGUUGUUUCCAACUUGUAUGCCUGAAAGAAGAUCACUAAUGAGGGGCUUGAAGAUCACUAACAAGGGGCUUCCACCGGUAGAUUGACAGUUGCUGUUCAUCCUUCUCUGUGCACGAAGGGUUUGAUCCUUUUAUUCUAACGUUCUUCUGCAUCUGUGCUGUAAUGAACGUGGGAUAGAGCCUGUGUCCUACAGUGUGUGAACACAUCAAAACACAGCAAAACAUUGUCUCCCAUUGUUCAAAUGUAUAGGAAGAAAUUACUAUUCCAUGCAGCACAUUUGUGGGCUGGGACUGGGAUGAGGACAUGUUGGUACCAACCUUUGAACGUGUUAAGCUGUAAUUAACGUAUAUUUUUCACACUGGCUUUUUUGUUACAUUUCAUCAGACACCAACUGCAGGACAGUUCAUAUGUUUCAGCUGCAUUCAACAUUUGUCUGUGUUGGAGUUUUACCGUUUUCUACACUGUUACAGAUAGUCACACUUUCAAAUGAUGUAUAUCUGGCUAAGAUGAUAUGGAACAAUCAUCAUUAACCAUUUAUGAAGCAUUCUUUGUAAAACAUUAAAAAGCAAAUGUCCCACUAUGAAGGCAAUGUGUACCUAGUGCUGUGCCAAAUGUAUUAUGCUUCAUUAUAUCCUUUACAACACCCUUGGAAUCAGCAUGUUACAGCUUCACAAGGCCUUCACUAGAUCUACCUUGUUAGGUGUGACUUUCUGGAAGGAUAAUGUCUGUGUUCAAACUGAACUGUGAUUUGGAUGUCAACACACCACUACUCUACUGUAUGAAUGUCAUUCGUAUGCAUUUUAUUCUCUGAAUGUGAAAAUAUAUAUUUGUGUAAAAUAUU
Molecule: messenger RNA, 5095 nt
Organism: Osmerus eperlanus (European smelt)
Lineage: Eukaryota; Metazoa; Chordata; Actinopteri; Osmeriformes; Osmeridae
Gene: calcrla
Product: calcitonin receptor-like a
Exons: 13
Coding region: 218-1660 (480 amino acids)
Biological process (GO): cell surface receptor signaling pathway; angiogenesis; adenylate cyclase-activating G protein-coupled receptor signaling pathway
Cellular component (GO): plasma membrane
Molecular function (GO): adrenomedullin receptor activity; calcitonin gene-related peptide receptor activity; calcitonin receptor activity
Source: RefSeq, a predicted model, not a curated record